AUUUUCAGCAACCAAAGCACUACCCAUCUAUCACAUUGUAAGACUAGGUGUAGAUGAGUAUGCAAGUCAAGUGGCCAGAGUUUCAUUGUUAAUGUGACUAUAUGUCUAGUGCUCGCUUGGGGCACACCGUCCUUGGCUUAGGUCAAUCUGAAGACCCAAGGCGUUUCAUGAAGCUCCGCGUGACAGCAAUGAGAAAGCCAUCAGGAGAAGAGCCAACAGAGAAGACCAGCUUCACACUCUUAGGCCAGACUCCUCCUAACAAAAGCAAACAAGCCGAUAUAUAGCUGUUCGCCAUCUCAUCUGCACAUACAACUAAGAAGCCAAUAUUUCACUUUAACCGAGGAAUUAGCAUCGUCAUUACUAUUAUCACUUAUCCACCAUGGACCAACCCGACUUAAGUCAGGUGCCAGCCACAACACCGCCCGCUGGUGUGAUCCCAAACUUCACGAACCCGCCAUCGCAGCAAGUACCCAUGAUUGUUGUUAGUACUGUGGUGCUGGCACUCACAAUCGUGUUCGUGACGAUAAGAAUUUAUACAGGCGUCCGCAUUCUUCAUAGACUUGGUACUGAAGAAGUUCUCACUCUAGUGGCCACCAUAUUUUCAAUUGCCUAUGUUGGGAUUGUUUUGUCUCUAAGUCACAAGUCACGCCACCUCUGGGAUGUUCCGUUGAUCUGGUUUACUGAAGACUACUGGAAGAUUCGAUAUGCCGGAAAUACGAUUCAGGCUUUUGCUUAUUUCACCUCUCGUUUGCCGAUUUUAGUACUUUAUAUUCGUCUGUUCGGCAGACAAGCUGGUUUCAGGUUCGCCUGCUACUUCGCACUGUUCGCCAAUUUCGCUGUAUAUCUUACAGCAAUUCCUUUACUCUCUUACUUCUGUGCACCACGUAUUGGUGAAGACUGGAAUUCGUUGGAUGUCUUUGACAAGUGCAAAACCCUGCUUAACUGGGCAGUUAUCCAAGGCAGUUUAGACAUUGCUCUAGAUUUGUACAUUUUUAUCCUCCCUCUGCCACCGGUUCUCCGUUUGCAAAUGCCAAAGCGCAAGAAGAUCGGUGUUCUAAUAGUCUUCCUUACCGGCUUCUUCGCCGUCAUUGCUAGUGGAAUAGGAUUUUACUUCCGUUAUAAACUGACAUUCACCCCUGAUAUCAACUGGAACGAGGGAGCUUAUAUAUGCGCAGCUAUUGUAGAAAUCAAUAUAGCCAUCAUAUGCAGUUGUAUGCCCGCGUGUGCAAAUCUAUACAGACACGAACGGGAAAAUUCGAUUCUUUUCACCCCAAUACGUAUAUUCCUGGAUCAAUAUGUCCUCAAAUCAUCAAGCAGUGGUACACAAAAAACACCCAAGUCCGUGUACAGAGGUGGCCAUUCCGCCACACACCACAACACAUCAACAACACACAAUUAUAUCCAUUUACAAGAUGCGAGCCCCUUCACAUCAAGGCCUAUGCCAUACCAUUUUGAUUUCGAAUCAAGUGUGACAUCCGAUCAAACCAGCAACAGUAUCACCAGAAUGGUUGACGUGGUUGUUGUUUAG
Messenger RNA from Xylaria bambusicola, 1528 nucleotides. RefSeq lists its product as uncharacterized. The transcript is spliced from 6 exons. NCBI's taxonomy places the organism in Eukaryota, Fungi, Ascomycota, Sordariomycetes, Xylariales, Xylariaceae. The record is from RefSeq and is a predicted model, not a curated record. The coding region runs from base 380 to 1528 and encodes 382 amino acids.